AUGAGUCUUGGAAAAGUAGCGCAUUAUUCAUUUGAUUUAGUUCUAAUCUCGAUUAUAUUAGCCGGUAUUCAUCGUAAUACUGGAUUAGUUUUCGAUACCAGCAAUUUAUCGUCAGUGGAUGUCCGUAGAUGGUUUGGUAACUACUUAGCAUUUGGUGAACGUUGUUACGACUCAUCAGUGUCUUUAUUGAAAAUGAGUGGUUACUUUAGACAAAAGAAUCUUGUUGUUGAUUAUGUUUCUAAAGAAGCUAACAAGUAUUUGAAGGAACAAACAGGAAGAGAUUUGAAAGAUACAACCAAAGACAAAUAG
Debaryomyces hansenii CBS767 is the source of this 309-nucleotide messenger RNA. RefSeq lists its product as uncharacterized. Bases 1 to 309 code for a protein of 102 amino acids. Lineage: Eukaryota; Fungi; Ascomycota; Pichiomycetes; Serinales; Debaryomycetaceae. Gene Ontology annotation, cellular component: cytoplasm. The record is from RefSeq and is a predicted model, not a curated record. The transcript is spliced from 2 exons.